Zalophus californianus (California sea lion) is the source of this 1270-nucleotide messenger RNA. Its product is annotated as putative methyltransferase-like protein 21E pseudogene. Gene Ontology annotation, molecular function: protein-lysine N-methyltransferase activity. Bases 409 to 1053 code for a protein of 214 amino acids. Gene Ontology annotation, biological process: peptidyl-lysine methylation. NCBI's taxonomy places the organism in Eukaryota, Metazoa, Chordata, Mammalia, Carnivora, Otariidae. Gene Ontology annotation, cellular component: cytoplasm; cytosol. The transcript is spliced from 7 exons. The record is from RefSeq and is a predicted model, not a curated record.
UGUUGUUUAGCCAGUGACCUCAGGGACAUUAUUUAACUUCACGCUUUCUUCAUCUGUAAGCUGCAGGGGAAAAUGAUUUGUCUUCUAACUUAUUGAGACAUACUGCAAAGAAAAAUGUGGUGGCUGUGAAAGGUGUUCUGGGAUCCUUGGAAGAAAGGAGUGCUAUAUAAGUUCACGGGAGUACGUUUUCAAGAAAUGAUCAAGAAAACAUCAAUAUAUAGCCAUCCAUUAGUUCAUCGCUUAAUGGAUCCAGGAGUUGAAAAAGGACUGAGGUGUGAGUUAAUCAUCCCCAUCAGGUCAUGAUGCACUCCCAUCAGGCAAGACUCCACCGUCAGGUAUAAUCGACUAGUAAGAAUUGUAGAUAUUUAAGAGAAGAGAGAUGAUGACAAGAAGGUGGUUGCAGAGAUCAUGGCAAGAUGUUUUGUUCCAAGUCUAAUAACAACCACCUCCUGGGAGGGAUUUCAUUUUGUCGGUCAUGAGAUUCGGAUUACUGAAGCCAUGGAUUGUUAUGGUGCUGUCGUUUGGCCAUCGGCCCUUGUUCUAUGCUAUUUUCUGGAAACAAAUGUGAAGCACUGUAAUAUGGUUGACAAAAAUGUGAUUGAAAUCGGAGCUGGAACAGGGCUAGUCUCCAUCGUGGCAAGUUUACUUGGUGCACACGUGACUGCCACAGACUUACCUGAAUUACUUGGAAACCUGCAAUAUAAUAUUUCCCGAAACACCAAAAUGAAAUGCAAGCAUUUGCCUCAGGUUAAAGAGCUCUCCUGGGGCAUAGCUUUAGAUGAGAACUUCCCCAGGUCUUCCAACAAUUUUGACUACAUCCUGGCAGCUGACGUUGUCUACGCCCACCCUUUCCUGGAAGAACUCCUCAUUACCUUUGACCAUCUGUGCAAAGAAACUACCAUCAUCCUCUGGGUCAUGAAAUUCAGGUUGGAGAAAGAAAAUAAAUUUAUAGAUAGAUUUAAGGAGUUGUUUGACCUAGAGGAGAUUUACAAUUUCCCUAGCCUGAAUAUUAAGUUGUAUAAAGCUGUGAAGAAAAGUCAGAGGAGUGCGUGAUACCCUCAAAGGAGGGCUUCAAAAGCAAAGGUGGUUUCUAGUAGAGUGUUCCUUUAAAGAAGAUCCUGGAUGAUCUGAUGUAGCAUGACUUUUCCAAGGGGGACACCCCCCCCCAAUGAACUUGCCUCACUCCAGACAGGGAGUUUCCCAGAUACAGCACCUGGGUCUGUCAUACUGUGUGGUCAUUGGUUAGGACAAGGUCUGCUUUCCUUAUCCC